AUGUGUCCUCGAUUCAUCACCAUUGCAAACGCAACCAUCACUCAUCCAUCCAUCAUAUCACCUGGUGAGGGCGAUCGUGCUACUUACCAGCACGCGACAAAUAUGGCAGGAAGCUUCUGCGAUUCUGCAACUGAGUUUAACCCGGUUUAUAUUCAGGCCAGCUUUAGUCCCAACAGGUUCCUCUUCCACGGGAUAAAUAGGCGCCUUAACAAUGAAGAGUACCGAUGA
Messenger RNA from Echinococcus granulosus, 228 nucleotides. RefSeq lists its product as hypothetical. The record is from RefSeq and is a predicted model, not a curated record. Lineage: Eukaryota; Metazoa; Platyhelminthes; Cestoda; Cyclophyllidea; Taeniidae. The transcript has 2 exons. The coding region runs from base 1 to 228 and encodes 75 amino acids.